AUGGAUCUCAGCGAGCGCGAGGACCAAACCAGCGACCCGGACGAGGAAGACACUGAGUGUCGUAAAGUGUCGAAAAAGAUAGCCAGCGUGACACUCGAGUCGGAUUCUCUGCCAGAAUCGCCACAGACCGCUGAAGAACGAACGGCGAGAAGAAAGAAGAGAAUAAAGCGAAAGGGACAACAAAUGGACGUGGAUCCGACGCCGAAAGCUAAAGCAGAAAGCAAACACAUGGAUUGUGACGGUUUCGAAUCGCAUAUCUCAUCCAGUGAUGAAUCAUAUUCCGAAGAUAAUAAAGGACGUGAAGCCGACGAUGAGCAAAGUGAUUGGGUUGGAGAUACAACGCCCACGCGUAAUCCCUUCGAAUCACCGUUUGAUCGAAAAGUUCAUUUGAGAAAAUCACAGCCAAAUGUUCAUCAAACUUCCAAUAUGCAGAAGAAAAUUGAGAAAAUUUCCAGAUUUGCUCGAGAAGGUGGCCGCGGUGAGCUCAUCCUGGAGACGCGAUUCCGUGAUCGAGCAUCAAGCUCCCUGCUUCAACGAUAUCUGUACAAAUAUCAUCUGGAAGUUGUCCGCCGUCACCGUGGAUCGAUUAUUCUUCGAAAGAAGUUCGAGACGCCGUCCACGUCGAAUUCCCGUUAAUUUUCGUGCUUUUUGGUGUAAAAAUCGGUGAAAAAUCACUGAAAACCCUGUAAAAGUUAUUAAAAAUCCAGAAAAAUGCAUAUUUUUCCCUAAAUUUUGUAUAAAAUACUCGUUUUUCUGAAAAACGUGGUUUUUGCGAUUUUCCGCAGUUUUCUAUGAAAUUCCCAAAGUUUUGCUAAUUUUUUUAUGCAAAAUCCCAGAAUUUUGCGCAUUUUCACCCGAAAAUUUCCAUUUUCCGUGGAAAAAUCCGCAAAAAAGUCAAUUUUCGAUGUUUUCUAUCAAAAAUCUCCAAAUUCCCGCAUUUUCCCCGUUUUUUCCACAUUUCCCUCUAUAUUUUAUCGAUUUUUGUACAUCUUUUCGCUAUAAUAACCCACCGAAUGAUCUUUUUUUUUGUACAUUUUUGUAUAACUAAUGCAACCGCGCUCCACCGCUGUACAUAAUUAAAUUAAAUUAUUUAUUGGUU
Messenger RNA from Caenorhabditis elegans, 1099 nucleotides. It is a transcript of the gene Y37E11AM.2, whose product is annotated as Protein XAP5 CIRCADIAN TIMEKEEPER. Lineage: Eukaryota; Metazoa; Nematoda; Chromadorea; Rhabditida; Rhabditidae. The transcript is spliced from 4 exons. Bases 1 to 636 code for a protein of 211 amino acids. The record is from RefSeq and is marked reviewed.